Messenger RNA from Alligator mississippiensis (American alligator), 2672 nucleotides. RefSeq lists its product as uncharacterized. The record is from RefSeq and is a predicted model, not a curated record. The transcript is spliced from 9 exons. Bases 53 to 2353 code for a protein of 766 amino acids. Lineage: Eukaryota; Metazoa; Chordata; Crocodylia; Alligatoridae.
GGGAAUCCAUUUUAGCCCCAGGGACAAGGACUCUGUGAGGACAGAGGGAAAGAUGCAGCCCUGGGUGCAGCGCCUGGGCACCCUGCUCCUUUCCGUGGCCCUGCUCCUUUCUCCCCUCUUCCCUGCCCCUCAGGGUUCCCAGCUGCAGGUGUACAUGGAGCCCUUGUCCACGGCCCACGUGGGCUCGGGGGCCCUGCUGCAGUGCCGGUUCAGUGUCGGGGGGCCGGUGGUCCUGGACUCCCUGCAGGUGAUGUGGUAUUUCUGGGAGCAGAAGGUGUCCUGGUACGAGCAGGGCAGGAGCCAUGCCCAGCCCGGAGCCAGCCUGCCAUCGGAGAAGGUGCUGGAGAGUGGAGACGCCUCCCUGUCACUGGCCACGGUGACCCUGUCAGAUGGAGGUGUCUACCGGUGUGUUGUGGAAUAUGGGGCUCAGAAGAACCAGGGGGAGACCACCCUGCGCCUGCUCGCUGCCCCGAAGAUCUACAUCCCAAGACAACCAGCCGUGGCUGACACCGAGACCUCCCUGCUGUGCCACGUGGGGGGGUUCUUCCCUGAGGACGUGGAUGUGACAUGGCUGAAAGACAAGAAGGCCCAGGAGGGCUACACCCGCUCCAGCCCCCAGAGGAACCCGGACGGGACCUUCAACCUCACCCUGACCUACACCUUCACCCCUGCCCUCAGCGAUGCCGACAGUGUCUUCUCCUGCCGUGUCCGCCAUGCGGCUCUGGGGCAGCCACUGCAGGAGGACGUCUUCCUGGACAUCCGAGCACCGGAUCAGACUGGUACCGUGGUUGGAGCCGUCCUGGGGACCCUGCUCGGAGCAGGAGCUGCAGCUGCUGCAGCCAUUUACUUCUGGAGAAACAGAAGAAAAGGGUGGGCAGUCUCCUACAAUGUCGCAGAGGUGCAGGGGCCGGAGCGGUGCCUGCUGGGCCAGGAGGUGACCCUGCGCUGCUUCAUGGAGGGGAUGUUCCCCGAGGACGUGGACGUGACAUGGGCGAGGAUCCACAGUGAGGACAGGACGGUGCCUGAGAGCGCUGGGGACCCAGAGAGCCCCAGGGACCCAGAGAGCCCCGAGCACCAGCCGCUGUUGCCCGCCCUUCCCCCGGGCUGGAGAGUGACCGAGGAGAGAGCUGGGACCCGCCUCACGUCCUCCCUGACCUUCACCCCCACGCUGCAGGACGACGGGGUGCGGGUCCGGUGCGUCUUCCUCCACGAGGCCAAACGGAUCAGAGAGGAGCGAGUGUCCCUAGAGAUCCGAGUGUGGGCCCGGCCGCAGGUGUCUGAGAUCCAGGUGUUGCCAGAGUGGGACCCCCGCGACAAGGUGCCGUUUGCUGUCCAGCUCCACAACUUCUACCCCAGGGAGGUGCCCCCGAUCCAGUGGGGCUGGGACGGAGCCGGGAGCUGGAGGGAAGACCCCGCACAGAUAGACAAGAACACGGACGGCACGUUCACCGCGACGAGCGUCUGGAGAGUGCCCAGCCGGAGCCUGACCCGGCCGGAGCUGCGAGUGCGAGUGUGCGUCCAGCACGGCCCCGGAGAGCCCGCGAGCGAGAGAGAGCUCAGCCUGAGGGCCGCGGGUCUCCUGCGGCCCCCGGACGUGUCCGACAUCUUCCGGCCCGAGUCUGUGACCACGGGGAAGGAAGUCAUCCUAAGCUGCCGCAUCGCGGGGCAUUUCCUGGGGGAGCUGAGCGUGACCUGGCUGCGGAGGGGCAAGGGGGAGGACACUGCUGUGAUCCUGCGGGACUCAGCUGAGUGCAGGGUGGAGCCCGGCACGGCCGUCCUGGCACGGGACGGGAAGAGCUUCCAGCAGGAGACCAGACUCAUCCUCUUGUCACCAGAGUACCUGGCAGAAAAAUUCAUCUCCAAGUUUAAGGAAAAAGGGGCAGAGUACAUCUGCCGUGUGGGACACCUCGCCCUGGAGACCCCCAUCGAGAGGAGCACUGCCUGCCGUCCGCGCCCUCCGCACCUGGGGGAGGUCUCCCACCCGCAGGCCCUGGUCCCGGGGCAGCCGGAGACCCUGCGGUGCCUCAUCUCGGGGUUUUACCCCGGGCAGCUGGCGGUGACGUGGCUGCGAAAGGGAGCGGGAGAGAAGGCGCCCAGGCCCCUGGAGAGCUCAGACCCCCACAGGAUGCACACCCCCGCCCCCAGCCCCGCGCCGGACGGGAAGUCCUACAGCGUGGAGUCCGAGCUGCGCCUCCCCCCCGCGGGGCCCGAGGACGACGGGGUGGAGUACCUGUGCCGCGUGCAGCACGAGGCCCUGAAGGAGCCCGAGUCCAGGUCCAGCGGGCGGCUGCGGGUCCAGGCCAGAGAGCAUUCUCCAGAGCCUCGAACAGCUGAGGAGGGAGGAGGCAGCUGAAGACAGAGACAGUGUCACCAGCACCACAUCUCGUGUGCUCACCCAGGCGAUGGCAGAGAUGGUGCUGGUAGCUGGACUGUACUUGCUGGGCUGGGCUGGGGGAUCAACCUGGGGCUGGGGUGCAGGACCCAGGGACUGCAUCGUGCCUCGGUCAUCCUGGGUCUAUGUUGGUAGGGGCUGCUCUAGCCGUCUCCCACACACGUGGUCAGGCGCGGUGAGGAACCUAGGGCUGGGGGUGUCUCUACCUCUUGGUCCAUAUGGAGCCCAGCUCCAUGUAGCCCCUGGGCUGCUGCAAUAAAGAUGACAGUGCUGAUGCUCA